Molecule: messenger RNA, 2339 nt
Organism: Perca flavescens (yellow perch)
Lineage: Eukaryota; Metazoa; Chordata; Actinopteri; Perciformes; Percidae
Gene: smpd3
Product: sphingomyelin phosphodiesterase 3
Exons: 10
Coding region: 1-2103 (700 amino acids)
Biological process (GO): sphingomyelin metabolic process
Cellular component (GO): cytoplasm; extracellular region
Molecular function (GO): sphingomyelin phosphodiesterase activity
Source: RefSeq, a predicted model, not a curated record
AUGGUCCUCCACACCGCCCCUUACUCCAGUGCCUGCCUGCACUUCCUGGAUGGCUUGUCAUGGAGCCUGGUGUUCCCCUGCUACUGGCUCCUGGACCGGCUCCUGGGCUCCUGCGUGGCCACCUCGCUGGAGAAGCGCCAACGCUCCCAGGACCCCUGCUCCUUCCUCACCCUGUGUGUCGUGAUCUCAGCGCCCCUUUACCUGCUCCUCCUCCUCGCCUCGCUGCCCUUCGCCCUGCUGGGCUUCGUCAUCUGGGCUCCCCUGCAGGCUGUCCGCCAGCCAUACCUGUUCACCUACCGCAGACCAGACAAAGCGCAGGCCGAGCAGGGCCAGGCUGGCCCCGGGGGUGUUGGCAUCGGGGAGUGGAGGGCGCAGGGCAGGAGCUUCUGUUUCUGCAGUGCCAACGUCUGCCUGCUGCCUGACUCCCUGGCCAGGUUCAACAACCUGUCAGACACACACCGGAGAGCCCACGAGGUGGGGAAGAGGAUCCGCAAUGGGGCCAGCCGGCCUCAGAUUAAAAUCUACAUUGACUCCCCCACCAACACUUCCAUCAGUGCGUUAUCCUUCAGCAGCCUUGCCACAGGUUUCCGCCGUACCUCCUCUCUGGAUCAGCGCCCGGACCAGACACACACCACCAACAGCCCAGCCGACCCCGAAGCCGAACCCCUCACAGAGUGCCCAAUUCACCCCUCAGUUGCCACCGACUGCCCCGUUCACCCCCCCACAGGAGACCAGGGCUCCUCCGAAUGCCCUCUGCAUCCAGACGGAGGAGACACGGCUCCAGACUGCCCCAUGCACUCCACAGGGGCUCAGAGUGGCCAGGGCCAUCCCGACUGCCCCAUGCAUGGGGACGGGACGCAGACAAAACCAUCGUCAGACUGCCCUAUGCAUACCUCAGGGGUUCAAAUCAGCAUCAGCGCCCCGGAGCCAGACCCACAGGAAGAGGAGGCCAGAACAGGGAACCAUCAGCCUGGGGAGCAGGCAGGGGGAGACAUGGGCAGCAUGACCGCCUCCAGGGAGUCACUCGCCCGUUACCAUGGCGGCGACACUGGCGUGGGGAUAUCCUCCAACAACACUCUCUCUCACGUCCCGCGCACGUCCAUCUUCAAGCGCCCCGGGCGAAAACGCCGCCACGGAGACGAGACAUUCGACCACGAGAUCUCUGCCUUUUUCCCCGCCAACUUGGAUUUCCUGGCUCUGCAGGAAGUGUUUGACCACGGGUCGACGACUAGACUGCGGCGCCAGUUGCAUCGCUACUUCCCCUACGUGCUGAGCGAUGUGGGCCGGUACGGCUGGAAAGGCUGCUGCUCGAGGUUCAAGUUCCUGAACAGUGGACUGAUGCUGGCCAGCCGCUACCCGAUCCUGGACGCACGGUUCGAGUGCUACCCCAACGGGAGGGGGGAGGACGCACUGGCAGCCAAGGGGGCGCUGUUUGCCAAGGUUCACGUGGGCACCUCCCAUCAGGACCAAAGGGUUGUGGGAUAUCUCACGUGUACGCACCUCCACGCUAUAGAAGGUGAUGCAUCUGUACGCUGUGAGCAGCUGGACCUGUUGCUCCAGUGGGGGGCUGAGUUUCGCCAAUCCUCGUCCCAACCACGUGAAGGAGAGAAGGUGCUGGAAGACCUGGUGGCCUUUGAUGUCAUCCUGGGAGAUCUCAACUUUGAUAACUGCUCUUCAGAGGACAAGCUGGAGCAGCAGCAUGCACUUUUUACUCAAUACAAGGACCCAUGUCGCCUGGGGCCAGGGGAGGACAAACCAUGGGCUCUGGGUACUUUACUGGAUCCCAGUGGCCUUUAUGACGACGAGGUCAGUUCACCUGAAAGUUUACAAAAAGUGAUGGAGAACGAGGAGGGGAGGAAGGAGUACCUGGUGUUUCCUCCAAGUAAGAGCCAGUGUCCCGCCAGCAGUCAGAAAGGGAGGAAGAUCCCGCUGAAGGGCAACGGACGCCGGAUCGACUACAUGCUCUACAGCGACGAGGGCCUGCAGCCGGACUGGAAACUGGAUAUCGAGGAGUUCAGCUUCGUCACCCAGUUGGCCGGCCUCACCGACCACCUGUCUGUGGCCAUGCGAUUGGCUGUUUCCACCGGGGAAGAGGAGCCUUAGAUUGAACACCUGAGCUUUUUUUUUUUUUAAAUACUGCCAUGGAGGAGUGACAGACGACCAGGAAGAGAAGAAGAGAUUAAGAGUUUGCAGAUACGUUUCGGCUUGAGAAAGACUAUAAAUGCAGUUCUGCGCGAGGAUUGAAGGGAGAGCGAAAUAGACGGAUGAAUCACUUGGUGGAGCACUCAGUGGAUGAAUGGAUAGAAAGAAGGUGGAGGAGAGCAGCAGCAGAGGAGUGA